UUCCUAUAAUAAUCAAAUAAUUAUGAUUCUCCUCUCACUUUUGCUUUCACUCCUUCCUAUUUUGACCGUCUCCGCACCUCAAAAACAUGAGUUGUCAUCAAGUUACAGACGUCUAGGACCACGCUACCAGGUCCUUAAAGAAUAUGUCUUUUCUGGACAAAAGAAUGUUCGAUAUGAGACUAAACCUUCGCAGUUUUUCGAUGCUAACGGAAAUCCGUUAAAUGCAGCAAAAUUCACAGGAGCAAGCUCGGGUUGUAUUGAUAUAGACGGUGUAAAUCACCCGGAAGGGGUAGAAUAUGAACGCCAGAAUAAACACUUUAAAUAUCGCUGUGUAAAUGGGCAGGAGGAGGUUUCAGCAUGUAUUGGCUCUGAUAGAACAAACAAUGCUCGCAUUCCUGUGGGUCAAACAUUAGAUAUCAAGGGCUACUGGCAUAAAUGCAUGAAAUACCCGAAUGGUUCAGUUAUCUAUACACAAGCUAGUAGUUGUUCUACUGGCAGUAAUGAAUACAGGGUGGGUGAAGAAAUUUUGCUAGGCAACCUGCGAGUGGUUUGCGGUGAUCAGGGAUAUAGUGUUGUUGGAUGCUACUUCUAUAAUAAUGGACAAGUCCAGAAGCUAAAUGUAGGAGAACAAAAACAAGUGGGAAAAGCGUUACAUUUCUGUGAAACAAAGGGUAAUACACUCCAGUAUUAUUCUAAAGGAUCAGGAGGUUGUGUAAAAGCUGGGAAAGAAUAUGCCGAAGGUGCUGUCUACUUAACCAAUCAUUUACGUUAUCAAUGCCAAGGAGGAAUUAUGGAUGUUACAGGCUGUUAUAUUAACGAAAAUCGUGAUUUACCAAUUGGACAGGAUGUUGUCGAGAAAGGAAUGGUUUAUCGUUGCUACAGACUUGGACCAAAGGUCUCCAGAUUCUUUUUUGGGAGUAUAACAUGCAGAAUUUCAUCAAAAUAUUUUCAGAUUGCGUACCAUGAGUAUGCUUGCGGUUUCAGAGGAACUCCAAGUUGUACUCCUCCAGCAAUCCCUAAAACACCAAAUCAAGUUCCUGCCCUCGGACGAGGCCUAAUUUCUCCAGGAUUUGGCUCAUUCUCAAUUGUGGAGACUAAUCCUGGCAGUCAACAAGUCAAGUUUCCUAGCUCCGUGAAUCUUGGGUUGCAGAAAAAACCCUUGACGAAUGAAGGAUUUUCUUCAUAA
Messenger RNA from Meloidogyne enterolobii, 1186 nucleotides. NCBI's taxonomy places the organism in Eukaryota, Metazoa, Nematoda, Chromadorea, Rhabditida, Meloidogynidae. The record is from the annotation of a GenBank genome assembly.